CCUUGCUUUGCCUCCCUCCGGACCCAAGGAGGAUGACUCGCUUCGCUCUGACAGUUAUCCGACAUGGAGAAACAAGACUUAACAAGGAGAAAGUACUUCAAGGACAAGGAAUAGAUGAGCCUCUUUCAGAAACUGGAUUUAAGCAAGCAGCCGCCGUUGGCAUAUAUCUUAAAAAUGUCAAGUUUUCUCAUGCUUUCUCUAGUGAUCUCACGAGGACUAAGCAGACCAUGCAUGGCAUUUUGGAGAAAAGCAAGUUGUGCAAUAAUAUGACAGUAAAGUAUGAUUCGAGACUUCGAGAAAGGAAAUAUGGGGUUGCAGAAGGCAAGGCGCUGACUGAGCUAAGGACAUUGGCGAAAAUAGCUGGGGAGGAAUGCCCUACCUUCACCCCACCUGGAGGAGAGACGCUGGACCAGGUGAAAAUGCGUGGAAAAGUCUUUUUUGAAAAUCUUUGUCAGUUGAUCCUGGAAGAAGCAGAUCAAAAAGAACAGUUCUCACAAGGCGCACCAGGCAACUCUCUGGAAACUUCUUUAGCAGAAAUAUUUCCUUUAGCAAAAAACCUCAGAUCCGAAUUUAAUUCCAACGGCAGUACUCCAGGAUUAGCAGCCAGUGUCUUAGUUGUGAGUCAUGGAGCUUACAUGAGAAGCCUGUUUGAUUAUUUUCUGACUGACCUUAAGUGUUCCUUACCAGCAACUGUGAGCAAAUCUGAGAUUGCUUCAGUCAGUCCCAAUACAGGGAUUAGUCUCUUUAUCAUAAAUCUGGAAGAAGGAAAAGAAGGUAAACCCACAGUUCAGUGUGUUUGUAUGAACCUAAAGGAGCAUCUAAACGGAGUGACUGAAACCCACUAAGUUUAGACCUACAUCAAAAUCUAACCGUUUUGAGCCUCUGAGGGAGAGAGUGCCUUUGGCCUUAUUUAUUUCUGUCCUCUGCUAGUGCUGAUUUGCAAACAGUUAAAUCAGCAUUCUGUUAUAGCAGGUUAUAAAGUUUGAAUGCAAUCAUAGCCACAUAAGACACUAAUGUAAAACCAUUUAGAAAUGACUUAUUUGUUUGAGUUCAGUUGGCAUGUUCCAGAGUGAUUUUCCCAUCCUGCCCAGUUCCCUCUCCGGAUUGUAAAUGGAUGAAGGAACUCACUGUUGUAAGAUGAGGGAUUAAUAACCUUGUUACUGUGUUUCUUUCCUUUUUUCUUACAUUGAUUUUUUUUUUACUGUCUGAAAAUCUAGCCUGUUUAUUGGCUCUUGGUAAGAUACUGUAUGCUUUUUACUAUCUCAACCGGUGUUUGAGAGAAAAAACGGUUUAUUCUGUAAUUCCUACUGCAUAUUUAUAGUGACAAUGUUAUUUAAAAAAAAAAAAACUCUGUCCUUUAAAUGAAAACCUUUUACUGUCAUAAGUUUAUGUAAAGUAAAAUGACACUAAAGGGUUUUUUUUUUUUUUACAGGAAUCAACUGUUGGAAUUUUUUUGUAGUUGGUUUGGAAUGUGGGUGAAUGAAGGUUAUGCUUUCAGGAUGGUCUGGUGUGGAACAGAAGUUAAGGCAUUGUUUGAUUAAUGAAUUAAAGAAGGAGUCUCUGAGCAGGAGAAGAUAGAAGAGCAACUCUUCUAAAUGAUUAGUCUAAGUUAGUCUGUUUUGCAAAAGACAAGGUAGUGGAAGCUAAGAAAGCAAAUAAGUUUAGCUAAGAGAAUAAAGGUGAAAUAUCCACUUACUUAUCUAAACUAUAAGCUGAUGAACUUACAGUUUAAGGAAGGCUUUAGAGAAAAUGAACAGUUAACAGCACCACUAUACAGUAACCUCAGAAUAAAAGAGGAGGCACAGUUGAAAAUUUCAAGUGGUGCUGUGGUAACCAACUGGUUAAAUUGUGGAACGUACAGAUGAGUUUGCUGUUUCUUUCCACCAGAUGGCGCUGGAAAAAAGUGAUUUUGAUUAACUUAAUUUU
Messenger RNA from Choloepus didactylus (southern two-toed sloth), 1926 nucleotides. Its product is annotated as fructose-2,6-bisphosphatase TIGAR-like. Gene Ontology annotation, biological process: positive regulation of DNA repair; regulation of pentose-phosphate shunt; fructose 2,6-bisphosphate metabolic process. Gene Ontology annotation, molecular function: fructose-2,6-bisphosphate 2-phosphatase activity. The record is from RefSeq and is a predicted model, not a curated record. Lineage: Eukaryota; Metazoa; Chordata; Mammalia; Pilosa; Megalonychidae. Gene Ontology annotation, cellular component: cytosol. The transcript has a single exon. The coding region runs from base 33 to 845 and encodes 270 amino acids.